CUCAAUCUGUAAUGGGUGUCUCCUCCUCCAGACAGCACACACUGAGAAGACCUGCACACACUCCACACCUUUGGCUCUAAGAACAAGCUCAACUUAGACAGCAGCUCUUGGCAGGAUGAAGGCCAUGAUUGUGUUGUUUGUACCUCUUCUGCUUCCAUUGGUCUACGCUCAGACAUUUCAUUGGGGCCCCUGCCCAACACCAAUGGUCCAACCAAACUUUGAACUAAAUAAGUAUCUUGGAAAGUGGUAUGAGAUCGAAAAGCUCCCAGCAUCUUUUGAGAGAGGCAAGUGCAUUGAGGCAAACUACGUGAUGAGACCUGACAAAACCAUACAAGUUCUCAACGUUCAGACGUACAAAGGAAAAGUCAGAACUGCAGAGGGUACAGCAGUUGUCCAGGACAUGAGGGAACCAGCAAAGCUUGGAGUCAGUUUCUCCUACUUCACACCCUAUGCCCCAUACUGGGUCCUGUCUACUGACUACAACAGUGUGGCUCUCGUUUAUUCUUGCACUGACGUUCUCAGACUGUUCCAUGUUGACUACGCCUGGAUUCUGGCACGCACACGCAUCCUGCCUGCAGAGACCAUCUACCAUGCCAAAGAGAUCUUCUCACGAGACAAUAUCGAUGUGAGCAGAAUGGUACCCACAGAUCAGCAAGGAUGUGAUGGUCCCAUUUGAACAAUAAAGACUGAUUUACAUUUUUUGGUUCAAGUUUACGUUCCUUCAAGCAGCUUUUACAAGCAGUGUCUGUUAAAUGAAUAUUUCUUGGUACAUUUAGUGAAAACUGUUGCUACUCAUGAGGACAUGUUGCUUUAAGCCCUCUGAACCUCGAUUCACAGUAAUAUAACAAACAUAUUAGUAAAGGUUAUUGUGAUUUUGUUCAAGUUUGAUUCAUGUCUUUUACUUUGAAAUCAAUUGUUUCUAGUCUUGUAUGGAUUCAUGUGUUCCCUUUAUUGUUCCCAGCCAGGUGUUUCUUGUUUGUAAUUUAAUACAUUGCGUAUUUACGCCCUCAAGUUGUAUUUUGUCGUGUUUUGUCCAAAUGUUACACAUUCUUUUGGUAAGUCUCAUUGUUUCAUGUUCCACUUUUUUUGGUAGUGAUGGGAAAAUGAAGCUUUAUGAAGCAACGAGGGUUUCAAUAUCCACAGUUUUCCUGAGCAGCCAUUGGGCGGCGCCAUGAUGAUUCUAAUUGCCUGUUUUGUAUUUCUGGUCUCGAGACGCCAAGUAAAAACUGCCAAAACGAGCGAUCCAGAGGAGAACAACAACCACUAAAGUGUUACUUGGUGUAAAAAUUAAUUUCAGGCUCGACUUGUGUUGUUGUUGGCUGUCAUAGCAGCUCAGAAUAAUUAAUGUUAUCAAAACACUGGAGACCGGAAGUUGAAAACAGUCGAAUCGUCGAACACUUCCGCGUUCAGGAAAAAGGUGGAUAAAUGUCUGGAAAAUAGCUUCUGUACGCUGUUCAUUUUACUGCCAUCUGGUGGUAAAAAGAAUUGAGCGCACCUAGUAAGCCGCGGUUUUGUAGCAAUAAAAUGAAUUAGCGAUAUUA
Myxocyprinus asiaticus (Chinese sucker) is the source of this 1541-nucleotide messenger RNA. Its product is annotated as apolipoprotein D-like. The transcript has 5 exons. The record is from RefSeq and is a predicted model, not a curated record. Gene Ontology annotation, biological process: tissue regeneration; lipid transport; brain development. NCBI's taxonomy places the organism in Eukaryota, Metazoa, Chordata, Actinopteri, Cypriniformes, Catostomidae. Gene Ontology annotation, molecular function: lipid binding. The coding region runs from base 116 to 676 and encodes 186 amino acids.